AUGAAAGAAAAUUUGGAUGCCUGUUCUGAGAAAAAGAAUUCCGAGAAGGCACCAAAUAUUGAUUUGAACACUUUCCUUUCCAAAGUGGAAGAAGAUGUUGAUCAUCGAGCACAGACAAUCCUUCGAGCAAUUAAAUCAAAGGAUACUGAUAAACUAGCCACCGCUACGAAAUCUUAUUUCAACGGAUUUUGCCAUGAACAAAUUGGAUGCACUCUCGAUAUCACGGACAAAGCCGUCAACAAAACGAUUGAUGUUUGUGGAUCGAAAAUCGAUUGGGCUAAAGAGCUCGGUGAUGUGUGCUCGUGUGCUGAGAAAGCGGGAAUUAGUGUUCUCCACGAUUACUGUGGAAUGCUUGAUGAGUUCUCGGAC
Mesorhabditis belari is the source of this 369-nucleotide messenger RNA. NCBI's taxonomy places the organism in Eukaryota, Metazoa, Nematoda, Chromadorea, Rhabditida, Rhabditidae. The record is from the annotation of a GenBank genome assembly.